UUGCAGAAUUUUCUCAUGUAAAAGAUCAUUCUUGAACCAUGGAGGUGCUGCAGUGUGAUGGCUGUGAUUUUCGAGCUCCAUCUUAUGAAGACCUAAAAGCUCACAUCCAGGAUGUUCACACUGCUUUCCUGCAGCCAACUGAUGUCUCUGAGGAAAGUCCUAGCCAGCCAAGGUCUGGUUCCAUGAAUGCUAGCAACCAGACUGAAGUUGAAUUUUCUUCUGUAAAGGAUGAAUUUACAAUUGCAGAUGAAUUAGCAGGGCAAAAUGCAACAAGUCAGAUGGGAACUGGAAGUUACUAUAGCCAGAGCCAGACUUUCUAUGGUCAGCAUAUGGCUCCAAAUCCUAAACCAACCAACAAAUUUUUCCAGUGCAAGUUCUGUGUGCGUUACUUCCGUUCCAAAAACCUCCUUAUAGAGCACACACGCAAGGUUCAUGGAGCACAGGCUGGGGGGAGCUCAGUGGGGCCACCAUCCGCUAGUUCCUUAAAUUACAACAUCAUGAUGCAUGAAGGGUUUGGCAAAGUUUUCAGUUGCCAGUUCUGCACCUACAAGUCACCCAGGCGUGCAAGGAUUAUUAAGCACCAGAAAAUGUAUCACAAAAACAACCUGAAAGAGAGUUCAACUCCCCCUGCAGCUUCCACUGCUAUAUCUGAAUCGACAUCUGCUUCUGUGCCAGUGCAGGAACCCUGCAAGGAGCUGCCUGCAGAGGUGGUGGAGCGGAGCAUUUUGGAGUCCAUGGUCAAGCCCCUGACAAAGUCUAGGGGCAACUUUUGCUGUGAAUGGUGCAGCUACCAGACACCUCGAAGGGAGCGCUGGUGUGACCACAUGAUGAAGAAGCACCGCAGCAUGGUGAAAAUAUUGUCAAGCCUGAGGCAGCAACAAGAAGGAACCAGUGCACCUGAUGUACAGAACAAGAGUGCCCAGAACGCCUCCCCAAACUCUAAUUAUAUUUCCAUGAACACAACGGGACGUGAGAUGUCUAAUGCUAAUGUCUCAAACUUCAGGAGCUCUAUGGGCAAUUCCCUUAUCAGGCCCAACUCUUCUACAUCUUCUAAGUUUUCUUCUGUGUCUUACCCUCAAAUGAAGCCUAAGUCACCUCACAACUCAAGCAUAGUUAAUUUGUCUGACAGAUCCCGCUAUGGAAUUGCUGAUAUGACAAAUUCUUCUGCUGACCUGGAAACAAACAGUAUGCUAAAUGACUCCAGCUCAGAUGAAGAGCUAAAUGAAAUGGACAGCGAGAAUGGCUUGAACUCCAUGGAUCACCAGACCACAGGAAUGUCCGCAGAGCAGCUGAUGGGAUCCGAUGGCAACAAACUAUUGGAGACAAAGGGAAUUCCCUUUAGAAGGUAUAUGAACAGGUUCCAAUGCCCUUUUUGCCCUUUCCUGACGAUGCACCGCCGAAGCAUUUCCCGUCACAUUGAGAACAUCCACCUGUCUGGGAAGACGGCUGUAUACAAGUGUGAUGAAUGCCCUUUUACUUGUAAGAGUUCAUUAAAACUUGGUGCCCACAAGCAAUGCCAUACAGGUACAACAUCAGACUGGGACACUGUGAAUUCUCAGGCUGAAAGCAUUGCCUCUUCUUUGAACGACAGCACAGUGUCAUAUGAGAGUGGAAACAUAAAUGGUAGAAAGUCUGCUGGGAUGAUGGAACCAGUGCAGCAGCAGCAACAGCAACAACAGCAAUCACCCCAGCCCCACUCACAGCAUCCAUACAAGUGCACAAUGUGCAACUAUUCCACCACAACUUUAAAAGGCCUCAGAGUUCAUCAGCAGCACAAGCACUCAUUCUGUGACAACUUGCCAAAAUACGAUGGACCACCAUCCAACGCACCACAAGAGAGUGAGGCAGAUGCUCACACUUCUGCCAGCACAGUGAAAAAGAGCCAAACCUCAAUCCUUGGGCUCUCAUCUAAAAACAAUUUUGUUGCAAAGGCCCCUCGGAAGGUGUCAAACGAUUUCCCUUUAGAUCUUUCGCCAGUGAAAAAGAGAACUAGAAUUGAUGAAAUAGCGAGUAAUCUGCAGAGCAAAAUCAGCCAAAACAAACAGCAAGAAGAUGCUGUGAUUAAUGUAGAGGAUGAUGAGGAAGAGGAGGAAGAUAAUGAGGUGGAGAUAGAAGUGGAGUUAGACAGAGAAGAAGAGCAAACAGAACCAAUGAUAGAAGUUUCCAGUUCUUAUGCUCCACAGCAAAUGUGGGGAAGAGAGGCUAAUGAUUCCCAGAAGGAGACAAACUUCAGAAGCUUGCAGCACGAUUACAAUUCUGCUAAUGGAGCAGAGAUUGAGCUCACUCUAUCAGAAGAUGAGGAAGAUUAUUAUUCUUCUGUCAGCAUGAAGGAACAUCAGAGCCCUAAUGCCUCUGUUCUGGGGGGCCAGUCAAACAUGUAUGGUACUGAUCAGAACAACGAGAAUGCAGAGUUCAAUGACUCUGGCAGGCUUUACUAUUGUAAACACUGUGAUUUCAGCAACAAAUCUGCCCGGAGUGUUAGCACCCACUACCAGCGAAUGCAUCCCUAUAUUAAAUUCAGCUUUAGGUAUAUUUUGGAUCCCAAUGAUCAUAGUGCAGUAUACCGAUGUCUUGAGUGCUAUAUUGACUACACAAAUUUUGAAGACUUGCAGCAGCAUUAUGGAGAGCAUCACCCUGAAGCUAUGAAUGUACUGAACUUUGAUCAUUCUGAUUUGAUCUAUCGCUGCCGCUUCUGCUCUUACACAAGCCCAAAUGUUAGAAGCCUGAUGCCACAUUACCAAAGAAUGCAUCCCACAGUGAAAAUUAACAAUGCAAUGAUAUUUUCAAGUUAUGUUGUUGAGCAGCAAGAAGGACUAAACACAGAGUCUCAAACACUAAGAGAGAUCUUGAAUUCUGCUCCAAAAACUAUGGCAACUUCUACCCCUGUGGCUCGUGGGGCUGGUGUGCCAACUGGCUUUAACAAAAGUGCUGCCAAGAGUUUUAGCCCUGAAUGUGAAAAUCAGAAGGAACCUUCAGUCAAUAGUGUGGUCGUUUAUGACUGCGAUGUGUGUUCAUUUGCAAGCCCUAAUAUGCAUUCAGUUUUGGUUCAUUACCAGAAAAAGCACCCUGAAGAAAAAGCAUCAUAUUUCAGAAUUCAGAAGACAAUGCGUGUAGUUUCUGUUGAUAGGGGCUCUGCUCUGGCCCAGAUGUCUUUUGAGAUGGGAACACCCGUCUCCCCCAAAUUGUCCAACCUGGCUUCUCCGCCUCCCCCACCACCACCCCCAGACCUUGCUACUGAACUCUACUAUUGCAAACACUGUUCAUACAGCAACCGCUCAGUUGUGGGAGUGCUUGUCCACUACCAGAAAAGGCACCCAGAGAUAAAGGUCACUGCCAAGUAUAUCAGACAGGCACCUCCCACUGCAGCAAUGAUGAGGGCUGGUGAGUUGCCACCUGGUAUACAGAGGCCACCAGUGUCAAUGCAACAGUUGAGCCGCGGUGGUUCUGAACUUCUGUGAAUCCUCCCGAGAAUGAAUGUUUUUC
Meleagris gallopavo (turkey) is the source of this 3483-nucleotide messenger RNA. The record is from RefSeq and is a predicted model, not a curated record. Lineage: Eukaryota; Metazoa; Chordata; Aves; Galliformes; Phasianidae.